Molecule: messenger RNA, 12429 nt
Organism: Paramuricea clavata
Lineage: Eukaryota; Metazoa; Cnidaria; Anthozoa; Malacalcyonacea; Plexauridae
Source: the annotation of a GenBank genome assembly
UGUGUUCUUUCAGUGAAAAGUUAUAUCAGAAAAAGCAAAAAGUUGAACGGUUUAAGGUUUGUACAAAAUUUUUUGAACAUUUCACUUCACGAAGUUUUCAGCGUUUCGUUUCCGAGUGUUUCGGUAGUAAAAAUCACAUGCAUUUGGGGUUAGUGGUAAGGCUGGAUUUUGGUGGAAAUAGUGGGCGAGGUGGAAAAAAAUUUAGGGGAGGUGCAGCAGUCUAGCUCACGAUCCCCAUGGAAAGUUAGAGCUUAGAACGAGCCAAAGUCAACGUCAUGACGUAUGCAUGUAGUGUACAUAUGUAUCCAGUGUAUUAAUGAAUUAUGACUGCACAACAAGGAUUCUUCGCACAGAGAUGAAUGGCUAUCACUGUUUCAAUUUUACAGAAAAACUUUCUUUCGAAGUGUAGACCCUAAACAACCAAAAAAGUCAAAUUUUCACUUUGAUCUAUCAUUGAAACUUUCCCAAGAGGAGGUGCAUGACUUUUCAGGGGAGGUGAAAAAAUUCUCAGGGAGGUGCAAAACGAUCUCAGGCGAGCGCCUCCCCUCAAAAUCCGGCCAUUGUUAGGCACUUCAAACUUAGAAGUUAACACUUAAUCAUCUUCGAUAUUAUAAUUCAUAUUCUAGGAGAUGAUAAACCAAGUGAGGGAUUGUCGUCGUCUUGAAUCUUUGGGAAGCGAUCGUAAUCAUAGUCGAUACUGGUUGUUUCAGUCACAUCCUGAAGCAUUGUUUGUAGAGAAGAUAGCUUCCCCUGACAUAAAGGCGACGGAGUGUCCUGACAUUGGGGAUGUGGAGAAUGAAAAUCUCAAAGAUGGAAAGAUAGAUCCGUUAUCAAGGUAUUAUAGAGGUUCAGAUUUGACUUCCACUACCAUUACCUCUCACAGGCUUAGUACGCAUCUGAUUGGUUAAUCGGAUAUAUCAAGCACAUCUGAUUGGUUAAUCAGAUAUAUCAAACACAUCUGAUUGGUUAAUAGUCCAUUGAUGAUAGCGGUAGUAAAAAUCUGAACCUCUCUAUUAAUGACGCGACGACGACCGCUGAUUUGCUUUUGUUGUUGUUUAUAUUGUUGUUGUGUUGUUGUUGUUUUAUUAGUUAUGUUUCUGUUGUUGUGUUGUUGUUGUUGUUGCUAUUGUUGUUCUGUUGUUGCUAUUGUUGUUCUGUUGUUACUAUUUUCUGUGAAAUCUGUUGCUGUUGUGUUAUUGUGUUGCUGCUGUGUUAUUGUGUUGUGUUGUUGCUAUUUUUGUGAAUUCUGUUGUUGUUGUUGUUGUUUUAUUAGUUAUGUUUCUGUUGUUGCGUUGUGUUGUAGUUGCUGUUCUGUUGUUGCUAUUGUUGUUCUGUUUUUGUUGUUGCUAUUUUUUGUGAAAUCUGUUGUUGCUGCUGUGUUGUUGUGUUGUGUUGUUGCUAUUACUGUGAAAUCUGUUGUUGUUGUUGUUGUUGCGUCGUUGUUGGUGUUUUGUUGUUGUUGCUAUGUUGUUGUUAACUGUUGCUGUGUUGUUGUUGUUGCUGUGUUGUUGGGUUGUUAUUGUUGUUGUGUUUUUUUGUUGUUGUAGUUGCUGUUGUUUUUGUUGCUGUAGUUUCUCUUGUUGUUGUUGUUGUUGUUGUUGUUGUUGUUAUUGUUGUUAUUGGUGGUGGUGGUGGUGUUGUUGAUGUUGUUGCUGAUGAUAUUUUUUUGUGAAAUCUGAUUUUGUUCUUGUUAUCACAAAAUUGCUUCAUCUUUUCUUGCAGCAAGGAGUCAUGGUUUUAUUACAACACAAAAGCAGAGAUAGAUCGUUUAAUAUCCUCGCUUAAUGUUCAGGAUGAAAACGAAAGCGCUCUCAAACAGAAACUGAAAGGAUUGAAGAAACAAACAAAGAAACUGCAUUUUGAAAAAAGGUGUUGUAUUUUAACCCUUGAUGAGAGAAUUCUAUGUAAUAUCGACUUGAACUAAGCGGGUCAUGUGAUCUCAAUAUGAUUACGAUAAUUUGGUCUAUUCCUUAGAAUUAAUGCUUUUCAGAUUCUGGCUGGAAUAAAAAUAUUUUAUUAAUUUCAUGUCGUAUAGACAAACAGAUUCAUCGAAAGCCUGCUCAGAGGAAGACAGCAUUGAUCAUUUGGGAAUUCUGAAAGGGGUAAGCCAUUACAACAUCGGUACAUUCAUAUUUACUUUCAAGUAUUCCUAAAAUAUGCAGGCCAUUUAAAAACGUUGCUCGACUAAGUGCUACAUAUAUACCUGACCAUAGACAACAUUGAUCAUUUGGGAAUUCUGAAAGGGGUAAGUCAUUACAACAUCGUAAACUUCAUGGUCAUUUAAUUUAGAAAACAGCCUUCCAAUCCUGGAUUAUGGAGGGGAAAUUAGAGACGAGAAAACCUUUAUCUAUAUUUUACACUGAAAAGCUCUGUCAGUUCUAAACUGUUCUUCUUAGAGGUCCGUGUGCACACGUUGCAAAAAACGCACAAGUUGCCGCAAUCCUGCAGCAGACUUGUAGCAAUGCUGUUCCAACAAUUUGUCAACAGGAUGUGUUCGCACUGCAUGUUCCAAGCUUGUUGACAAGUUGGCAACUUGCUACAAGGUUGUUGACCUCAACAGACUUGUUACAAGUUGUUCCAACAACUUGUUAUCGUCCUGCAAUUCAACAAGUUGUGAAUGACAACCUUGUAGCAACUUGAUAAAACAACAGUAUUGUUACAGCUUGUUGACAAGCUUGCUACAAGCCUGUUGUGAACACAUCUUGACACGUCUUGUUGACAAGUUGUGGGAUUUUUACGUGUGUAUAUAUGUUUGACAUGGAGUGUAUUAUGGGAGAUUUAGAAACCUUUAAUUCUCCAUGGUUUCUUCUCUUUGACUUCCUCGUCUUUCUGGCUUCGUAUACUGUAGUUAUUGCUAUAAGAAUCAGUGUUGUUCUAUGUUCAGGAAAUGUCUUAUCUGGCCAGCCGUAUCAUUGAAGGAGAUAUUGGAUGCAUGGAAAAUUUAGAAACCUGGUCGGAGAAUGUCAUGUCGCGAUCCUCUUUUGCUGAUCUGGUAAAAAUAUUUUGAAAAUAUUUUUAUAUAUUUUAAUCAAACCUUUCACCGUAGCUGUGCUCUGUAAUCAGACGUGAGUCAUAAGGUGGCUGCCAUAUAGGCGUCCUUAGAAAGCCUUCGUCUCGAUCAGGUUGAGCUGCGUCCUUCGUGAUUCAGCUUAGCUGUCAGCUGCAAGUAAGAAUGAUUAGCAUACCCCACUGAGUGUGAUCAUGGUUUUUUUCAGGAUUUUCUCUUGGCUCCGUUUUGCAGAGAAGAUUGAGUUUAGCUGAACAGCUGGGUCUGGGGUGGCUGUCUCCCCUACCGGGAGGUUGAAACAUGUGUCCACUUUAGUGUAUUUGAGAUGCAAUGUGUUAAAGCAGGGGCACUAAAGGACACUAUAAACUGGUUAAAGACGGCAAAUGCGUUGUUUUUCUUGUGUUGUGAAAUGAUUUCCAUCGGGUUUUCAACUGAAAACUAAUUUGCACAGGUCAUGAAUUUAACUCAAACAACUUCAUUUUACUGCACAAAAUCUUUUGAUGAGAAGAUUCAGUUUCAAAACUCAAUUCAAGAUUGAGUUUUUGGGGCCGUUUUACGGCCCUAAAAAAUCCCUGAAAAAACCCCUGGUAAUAUAAACGUUAACAGAAAAUUAGACUUCUCGAUUAAUUUGUAUAGGUAAUACUGUGAUUUCUUGUGCAAUUUGGAAAAAAACAUGCACGAGUGAGUUUUUCAAAGACUUUCAAAAUUGCAUGAGUCCGAAGGGCGAGUGUAAUUUGAAGUCUUUGAAAAACUCAGGACUGUAUGUUUUUCCAAAUUCCACGAGAAACCAUACUAUUACUUAUUAAUAUAAUAUACAUGAAAAAAUUAUGCAGUCAUCUGCGUGAGUAGGUCACGUGCGAAGUAGGUCACAUGCGAAAUCAUUUUAAUAGAAAAUCUACUGAAAACGCCAGCCAUUUUCGUGAUUUAUAAAUAUUUGGGUUUUUGUAUUAUUUUCAGCUAGAAAUGGCUGUAUCUCACAGUCUUGCCAAUAGAAGCGUUCCAAAAAUGUUGACCAGUUCAUUUCCUAACUUCGAGGAGUUCCUCUGAACAAUUCCUCAACAAUUUGAUAAGUUCCUUAAACAGUUCCUAACUUCCUGUUUCGUUGACCAAUCAGAUUGCUAAAAUAUAAAAUUUGAUUGGUCAAUGAAACAGGAAGUUAGGAACUUUUUAAGGAACUUAUCAAAUUGUUGAGGAAUUGUUCAGAGGAACUCCUCGAAGUUAGGAAAUGAACUGGUCAACAUUUUUCGUAACGCUUCUAUUGGCACGACUGUAAGUCAAUGAAAUUUGCAUUGUAUUUCAUUUUGUGGCACUGUAUUUCGAAAAAAUUGCACUGUUCUUGGCCAAUCAGAAUUGAGAAAUUUCUUCAUGUAUAUUAGUAUGACAGUAACAUUGUUUUUCGCAGGUGACGUUAGCGCUGGAACUUGCUACCGCAGUGAAAAUCAAAAGUUUGUGGAAAAAGUUGGGCGAUCGAGAAGAAUGGUUGAAAAAGGACUGGGUUCAAGCCGUGAAAGACUCGAUGACGUCAUCAAGACUAUGCUUUUGUAUCGCGAUGUUAGAUUACUGUAUUAUGUGGGAUAUAAGCACAUUGUUCAUAGUAAGAUUACACUUGAUAAUUUCUAAACUGUGUCCAAAGUAAACUAACUUUAUUUAUACUCUAUAGCUCUAUUAGUUCUAAACUGUUCUCUCUAGAGGUUCAUAAAGGAUCAUCUCUUGUUGAUCCAGUGUUACUACAGGAAGAAAUCUAAACUAAACUAACUUUAUUUAUACUGGAUAGCUCUAUCAGUUCUAAACUGUUCUCUCUAGAGGUCCGUCGAAUAUCUUAUUAUCAUUGUAACUGCAUGGGUAUAUUGAUUUGUUUUCUUUUGUAGAAAUGUAAGAUAUGUCGACGUAGUGCAGGAACCAUGGCUGUAUGCGACAAAUGUCGGAAAGGAUUUCAUAUUGGAUGUUUAAGACCCGCCUUAGACGAUGUACCUGACGAAGACUGGCUGUGUCCAGUCUGUAUAGUAAGUACAACUAGCUGACUCGGUUGUGAAACUCAUUAAUAAUUCAUGAAGAAAAUUCAAAAAGAAAUCAUGAGCGUGAAGGAGUUCUGUAUAUCUGAUACAGAAAUCAUGCUGAUUUACAUCAACUUUAACUUCCAUUUUUUCACCAAAUAUCAUUCAUUUAUUUUAAUUUGUUGAAGAAUACGAAUGUUCUCAUCAAGACGUUUCACAAGCUUUUUACUUCGGCUCGAGUUUGUAUAUCCGAUACAACAACAAUUGCUCAUGUUGCAAAUAGUAUUUAUAUGACAAUGCUCAUUUGAAUAUUUUCAGCCCGUUGACGAGCAAAGAACACGGCGAGCAGUCACGAAGAAAAAGGUAUGAUCCGUUAUUGAUCAGGCCUACACGGUAGUGCUGGACAUUGUCCGGCCAAAUUUUACCUUUUGUCUCAUCAAAGCUUUUUAUGCAUGGGACCGGACAUGUGACCAUGCAGACCGAUUUAUGCUGGUCAAAUCUCCAAUCUCAAAAAUUGUUUAUUUAACGCAUUUUUUUAUUAAUGAAACCACCAAGAAAGCAAUAUAGACAGCACUUCUCCACUAUUUCUUGCUGCAUUAAGCCGUAAGAUUUAAUUAUAAAUCUACAUCACCUUCGUAUAUAACAUAGUAGAAAUUAAAGUGAUGUAUAACCUGAACUAUAAUUUACUGAUGCAUUAGGACUGGUAGAUAUAUACUCAGUUUUAGAUGCAUUGCACUGCGGACUAACAUGACCAGGCAAAAAACAUCGUGCUAAUUUUUAAAAAAAAUAUGAAAAAUUUUACUUUGUCCGUUGUCUGAGAAAAAUUGUUAAAUGUCCAACCAAUUUUUGGCUUGGUCAGACAUUUGUCCUUGCAAGUAAAAUAACUAUUUGCAGGCCUGCAGAUUGCUACUUUACAGUAAUAAUGUAUGGCAUGGCACAGGUUCCCGCGGCUUUUUGUAUCAGUAAACACGAAGCUUUAGGAAGAUGUUCUGUGACUGGCUGAUUAUGACAAUGACAGGACGUAAUUGGCUUACAUAAACAAAAGGAAUAUUGUUCUUGCUUCGUUCUUUAGAAAAUCCAUUCUAUAACUUAUUCUUUUGUCAUUGUCAUAAUCAACUAAUCACAGAACAUAUUCCUAGAGCUUCAUGCCGACCCUUUUGUAUGAGCAUGUUUGUUCUCUUUUAGCCUGACAUUGUUGACGAAGAAAGUCAGGAGGAGAACGAUGAUUAUUGUGAUGUCUGCGGUGGUGAUGGUGAACUUAUCUGUUGUGAUAACUGUCCCAAAGUUUACCAUAAAGAAUGUCAUGAUCCACCAUUGAGAAAUAUUCCCAGGUAUUGAUUUAUCACCUCAGCAACUAAUCUGGUGUGAUGACAGGGUCGCUAUAUAGUAGCCUAUCUUUCAAUAGGUUUUGUGAUUGAUUGAUUAUAAGGGACUACUGUAGUCAUUAUUUAUGGCGGGUGAACAAUUUUCUGAUCCAACCAUUAAAAAGUCAAAAUUUUACCCAACCUCAAAUAUCAAUAAAAAAAUAAAUACCCACCCCCGGCCAAAAACUUUACAAAAGGAUACCAUUCAGUUGUCAUACAUGUCCUUUACCACUUCUGUGACAUGAAUUUUACAAAUAGCAGUUCAAAGUUUCGUGUUGUCUGCACAUGUACUUUCUUUGGAGACACCAUUCGCCUCCUGGCCAAUCGGAAGAUGAUCAAGAUAGUGACUCUGACUGAUUUAAAUAUCGUAUUAGCAUAUGACCGUUGACCGUUUGUAAAUAGUUUGUGUUUUUCAUUGCAAAUUGUCCUUUAUUGUACAUAAUCUAUUUUUACAGUAUUACUGAACACUAAAACUUUAGGGGCCUCGUCAUAAAAGUCCAACAGGAUUUCCAGAGGUCUCUAGCCCGUUAUACUAUUCUAUUAAACAUUCAACUUGUAAAUAUUUUUGUGGGUAAAUAAUAAACUAAACUAAUUCUUCGGAAAUGACAAUACAUUUUUAUUACCCAACCCUUGAGUUGUUUUGUUUUUCAUUUACCCAACCUUUUACUCACUCAAAAUUUUGUUUACCCAACCAUUUUCUCUUCGAAUUUUUUCUAUAUUAUUCAGGUAGUUUUCUUUAGCAUACACUGUUUUAUGACACUAAUAGACAAUUCCCAUUAUAGACUAAUUUUAAAACUGGGCAAGGAGAUGCAAAUAAAUCACCACAGCUAAAAAGAGCAUACUAAAACUAGUAAAUUUGCAAAGUUUGCUUGCGAAAUGUUGUAAAAUGCGGAAAAUAUAGCUUUGCAAAGUUUGCAAAUUUUGUAUAUACUUUUGUAUUGCGUGCGGAAAUUGCUACCAUUUUCGGCCCAAAUGUGGUAGGAAUUUCGCACGCAAUACAAAAAGUAUACAAAAAUUGCGAACUUUGCAAGGCAAUAUUUUCCGCAUUUUACAACAUUUCGCAACCAAACUUUGCAAUUUUACUAAGUUUUGUAUGCUCUUUCUUGCUGUAGUGAUUUAUUGGCAUCUCCUUGUCUAGUUUUAUAAUUAAUCUAUAAUGGGAAUUGUCUAUUCAUCAUGUACUAUUUCUAAAUUUCAGAGGUGUUUGGCAGUGUUGUAGUUGUCAGGGCAGGCGACCCACGGCAAAGAAACGUAGCCUUCCCGCAGACCGUGAGGAAUAUUUUGAUCUCGAGUGCUCUUAUUCCGAGUCAAGUUCAGAGGAGUCUGGAUUUGAUGUUGAUGAUACAGCGGCUGUGGAAUGGGCUGACCGCGCUAAGAGACGAGAAAGGGAGAAGGAAGAGGCCAAGAGUGAAAGGUAGGAUGGAAAAUAAUAUGUAUGAGGUGUUUAGUUUAGUUUAAUAGAUUUACCACAGAUUACAUACGAAACAUAUUGCAGACAGUAGUUACAGUUUGUGGCAGGGAAUGAAAACAGGACGAAAGUCCCAAUUGACAUUCAAUCCCUAGGGCCAAAAAAAAAAUAUGUGGGUUUCCGGUUUCCCGACCCUACCUAGCUUUUGGACGUCGAAAUCCCGACCCUAAACUUUUUUAUUGGAUCAUGGUUGUAAGUGUUUCCACUUAGAGAAAAAAGUUUGUGGAAAAUUGAAAUUUGAGGCAAUAUCAGGGAAAUUUAUCUUUGGAUGUGGAAGCACUGACUAAACAAAAUAGCGUCCGCUUGUUCGGAAAAUUAAAAAAAAAAGUUAAAAAAAAAGUUAAAACCGACCUACCCUACCUAAGUUUUUAUAAGAAGAAACCGGAAACCCACAUAUUUUUUUUUUGGUCUAGUUGUGACACAGUAUAUAGUACACACGUAAAAACCUCACAUCUUGUAGCAAGUCUGCCAACAAGUCGUCAACAAGUUGUGUUCGCACUGCUUGUCCCAAGUUGUCAACAAGUUUGGAACAAGCUGUUUAACAACUUGUAACAACCUUGUUGAUAUUAUCAGACUUGUUGCAAGGUUGUUCCAACAAGUCCGAUACAGUCACGGUAUAACAAUAUUGUUACAAUCUUGUGUCGUCAGCCUUGGAACAUUCUUGUUAUAUCAUGGCUGUAUCAGACUUCGUAGAACAACCUUGGAACAAGUUUGAUAAUGCCAUCAAGCUUGUUACAAGUUGUUAACAGCUUGUUCCAAACUUGUUACAACAACUGAGAACAAGUCCAUAAUGGCACUAGUCGUCUUGGUUGACAAAAUUUCUCAUUUUGUGUCUAUUUUAUCUUUAUUUUUGUAGUUGCUUUUUCAAAUCCAAAAAAUAUAUUUGAUAAGAAAAUUCACAACCCCCUCCUCCCUUAUCAAGGCUAGGAGGAAUGCACACACCCUGCACGCCCCAGUAAAUGCAUCCCUAAGUUCUUUGUACGUUUGCAUGGCGAUAAAACAUAUAAUAAUUUUGUUUGUGGAAACACCACGUAAAUUUAUUACUGCAGUAAUAAAUUUACGUGGUGUUUCCGCAAACAAAAUUAUUAAAUGCAUCCCCGUUAACAGUGUACCUUACACACGUAAAAACGCACAAGUUGUUACAAGUCUGCAAACAAGUUGUUACAAGUCUGUUCACAAGCUGUCGCCAAGUUGUGUUCGCACUGCUUGUUCCCAGUUGUUUUUGUGUAACAAGUUUGGGACAAGCUGUUAACAACUUGUAACAAGCUUGAUGGCAUUAUCAUAGUUGUUACAAGGUUCUAACAAGUCUGAUACAGUCACGAUAUAACGAGAAUGUUACAAGGUUGACGACACACAGGGUUGUAACAAUAUUGUUAUAUCAUGACUGUAUCGGACUUGUUGGAACAACCUUGCAACAAAUCUGAUAAUGCCAUCAAGCUUGUUACAAGUUGUUAACUGCUUGUUCCUAACUUGUUGACAACUUGGGACAAACAGCGCGAACACAACUUGUUGAUAGCUUGUUGGCAGACUUGCUACAAGAUGUGAGAUUUUUACGCGUACAGAUCUCUAUGUAGAACAGUUAUAACAUCAAUAAAUAGAAUAGUUGAAGACACAGCAGCAAAGAGCGAAACGUUUUCUUGUCUUGAUCUCUACAGGUCAAAGAAAAAGAAGAAAGCCAACAAGAGAAAAGGAAAGAAAAGAGCUUCAUUAGACAACACUGAAGACAGACAGAAGGAUAUUCAAAACAAGAAAUGUCGUGAAACCAUCAGGGAAUAUUUAAACGAAAACACUUCUGAAAAUGAGAAUAGUUCACCAAGAGAAAAACGAACAAGGCUGGAGAGGUGUGUAACUAUAACUCUUGAUUAUUUAGUACCCUUUGAAUCACAUCUUUGAGUAUAAUCUUGUCUCAAUUGGAUCAAUAAAAGAUUUAUUUACCUUCACUGGUCCUCUAGGAAGAACAGUUUAGAACUGAUAGAGGCAGAGCUAUCCAGUAUAAAUAAAGUUAGUUUAGCAAAGGUUUCCUUCUGUAGUAACAUUGGAUCAAUAAGAGAUGAUCCUUACUGAACCUCUAGGAAGAACAGUUUAAAACUUACAGAGCUAUCCAGUAUAAAUAAAGUUAGUUGAGGUUCCUCUUGUGGUAACACUGGAUCAGUAAGAGAUGAUCCUUACUGGAACUCUAGGGAAAACAGUUUAGAACUGGCAGAGCUAUCCAGUAUAAAUAAAGUUAGUUUAGUUUAGGUUUCCUCUUGCAGUAUAACACGAGAUAAGAGAUGGCUCUUACUCUACCUCUUAAGGGAACACUAAGGGAUGAUUCUUACUGCACCCUCCAGGCAGAACGAACAGUGAAGAACUGAUAGAGCUAUCCAGUAUACAUAAAGUAUGUUUGGUAUAAGUUUCCUCUUGCAGUACACUGGGUCGAUUCUUGAUAGGUGGUCUAGAGUUAUCUAGUAUAAAGUUGGUCCAGAUUUAUUUCUGGUUGAAACAUUCAGUAGCUAUUUCUCAAAAGAAGUAACACUUUGUUUGAAAUUUCUUUCCUGUUUCAGGAAUGAAGAAAACACGCGCCGUUCAAGUAGAAAAAGAAAGUGUAGUUCCUCAGAAGAUGAAUGUCAUGUAGCGAAGAGAAAACCAAGACAAAAUUCUGAGGUUGGUUCUUUUUCAUACCAAAUGUGAAAGCUGGAUAUAGGAAGCCGAAUGCCAAUGAACAAGCUUAUAUAAUUAUGAUUCAGUAAAGGUGUCACUGAGAGCUAUCUUUAUAAAUACGACUAAACUAACUUUUUGUAUACACCCUGUAUAUCUUAUAUAUACCUGUCUGACUUAUCUUGCUUUCUUUGUAGUUAAGAAUGUGCGAGAAAUUGUUAAAAGAUCUAAUGCAUCAUGAAGAUAGCUGGCCAUUUACUGAACCAGUUGACACUUCUGAGGUUUGUACAGACGUGUCUAAACCGAGUUAUCUGUUGAGAUUCAUCAAGGACCCUUUCCAACCACGUAUUCUACCUAUGUUUUAGGUGCCUGAUUAUUUGGAAGUUGUUGCAUGUCCAAUGGAUUUCGGCACGAUGAAAAGAAAAUUAAAUGCAUUUGAAUAUAAUAGCUAUGAAGAUUGUAUAAAUGAUAUCAAACUUGUGUUUGCCAAUAGCGAUCAAUAUAAUUUGGUAAGUAUAUACAUUGGUUUUUGAAUGAAAUAUUUUGUGACGCAAAACGAGUUUCCCGUCUAGUAAAACUGAGUUUAGUUUUGAAAUGACAUCUUUUUCUCCCAAUUAAUUAUUUUUACGAAAGUGCAAGAACUUGACCCAACCUUUCCUACUUUUAGGACUUGAUCAAAACUUCAUUCAGUCCUAGGACUCGAUCAAAACUUCAUCCAGUCCUAGGACGUGAUAAAAACUUCCUGCAGUCCUAGAACUCGAUAUCAAAUUUCGUCCAGUCUUAGAACUUGAUCAAAACUUCAUCCAAUCCUAGGAGUUGAUCAAAACUUCAUCCAAUCCUAGAACUUGAUCAAAACUUCAUCCAAUCCUAAGACUUGAUCAAAACUUCAUCCAGUCCUAGAACUUGAUCAAAACUUCAUCCAAUCCUAAGACUUGAUCAUACUUCAUCCAGUCCUAGAACUUGAUCAAAACUUCAUCCAGUCCUAGGACUUGAUCAAAACUUUAUCCAAUCCUACAACUUGAUCAAAACUUCACCCAUGCAUUCCUGGGACUUAAUCAAAACUGUCCAGUCCUAGAAGUCGAUUAGAACUUGUCACAUAUCCUCACAUAAGAAGUCGAUUAGAUCUAGUCACAUAUCCUCUAAUCCUCUAAUUAAUUUUUUUAGAGCACAUCAGAUCACGGAUUGGCAGGAAUUUCCCUUGGAGCUUACUUCAAAGACAUAUUACCAAAUUACUUCCCAAAAUAUGAACUGCAGGAACUACCACAGAAAUCUUCAAGUCGGGAGUUACGAAAACGUAGAUCUUAAAUGGAUAAUAUUAAACGUAGAUCUUAAAUGGAUAAUAUUGCGUAAUAGAUGGAGACAAUGUUAUAAUCGUCUAUUAUCAGUAAUAAUCUUUAGUUAGGAGAGACAUUGUUGUGUUACAUAAUAAAGAUAUUCACAAAUGCUUUACAUCAUAAAUAAAAUGAUUUUUUUUUGUAAAUGCAGAGAAAUAUUAAAAAAAUUUAGGUGCGGUCAAUAUUGAUAAAUCAUAAGGUCAGCACUUUUUUCUAUCCAGCAAACCGCCCUAUCGAUUUUGUGAAGUCGUUUCUUUUUGGAUUUUUUUAUUAAUUCGGUUAGGGUUAGAGUUGGGGUUGAGGUUAGGGGUUAGAGUAGGGGUAGGGUUUGGGUUAGUUACAUAGCCAUUUAACACCUCUUCUAUCUUGCAAAAAUGACGUCAGGUCAGUUUGCUGGAUGGAAAAUAGUGCUAACCAAAUCAUAAUGGUAGAUUUUAGGUACAUUUAUGGACAUUUAAGCACAUUUAUUGAUGGGGUUUGGCCGUUUAGGUACAUUUGUGUACAUCUAAGUACUUUGAUGUGCUUUAUUACCCUAAUUGUCAAAGUGGUUCUAUGUUCUUAGUGUUAGUACCCUAACUAUCCGUAGAUGUAUAUUUUGUGUUCAAUAAAGACCUACAAUAUCCUC